This is a messenger RNA of Brenthis ino (lesser marbled fritillary), 315 nucleotides long. Lineage: Eukaryota; Metazoa; Arthropoda; Insecta; Lepidoptera; Nymphalidae. The record is from the annotation of a GenBank genome assembly.
AUGGCAAAAUUAUUGAUGUGUCUCGCAAUACUGGCUUGUGCGGCUAUGGUACAGUCAAGACCAUCAAGCGAACUAGAAAAUGUUCCGUGUGUAGGAUGUACUCCGCUAGAGAUUGUAGCCCGAGUGAAACGUGGAGCGGAAGAUAUUAUUGGUGCAGUUACUGGAUUAGUGGGCAAUAUAUUACACGAAAAUUGGUCACACAUUGAACGAAUACGUGCUAUGCGUGAGAGUAAACGAAAUAUUUUCGUUGGGGACGGACACCAUAAUGAAAAUCAAGUGACGAUUUAUUCAAACCCGGAUGAUGCCUAUUAUUAU